GGCCACGCACUGGCUGGAGGGCCGAAGCGUGGGUGUCAACGCUGUGUCCAGCGACUUCACGGCCACCGAGACGUACCUGCGACGACGGCAGCUGCUGCUCGGAGGCGGGGUCUGAGUCUUGCCCCGCCCCUCCCCGCUAUAUAAAGGCGGCGCCGGCGCAGACCACGAAGUUUCCGGCACGGCCGGCGAGCGCGGUGGUUUCGCGUCUUGAGGCAGCUGCGUCCGCACCUCUCACCGCUACGUCGGGAGUUCGAAGCCAGGGUCCGCUCGUGGCGUGUUCGCAUCCCCGGCGCGAUGUUGUUCGACAAAGUGAAGGCGUUCGUGGUACAGCUGGACGGCGCGAGCGCGGGCGCCGAUCCGGUGUUUAGUGGUGGCCAGGUCGUGGCCGGCCGGGUGCUGCUGGAGCUGGCGGGCUCGGCUCGCGUAGGCGCCCUGAGGCUGCGCGCGCGGGGCCGCGCCCACGUACACUGGACUGAGUCGCGCAGCACUGGCUCCAGCACCGCGUACACGCAGAGCUACAGCGAGCGCGUGGAGGUCCUGAGCCACAGUGCCACGUUUCUCGCGCCAGACACUGGAGAGACAACCACGCUGCCUCCUGGGCGCCACGAGUUCCCAUUCAGCUUCCAGCUACCUCCAACCCUGGUGACCUCAUUUGAAGGUAAACACGGCAGUGUCCGAUACUGCAUCAAGGCCACCCUGCACCGGCCCUGGGUCCCUGCCCGCCGGGCAAAAAAGGUGUUUACUGUUAUUGAGCCUGUGGAUAUCAACACACCUGCUCUGCUGGCCCCUCAAGCAGGAGCUCGGGAGAAAGUCGCCCGAUCCUGGUACAAUAACCAUGGCCUCGUCUCCCUCUCGGCCAAGAUCGACCGCAAGGGGUACACACCAGGUGAGGUAAUCCCUGUCUUCGCUGAGAUCGACAACGGAUCCACGCGCCCGGUACUGCCACGGGCGGCCGUAGUCCAGACGCAGACCUUCAUGGCACGAGGCGCCCGCAAGCAGAAACGAGCAGUGGUGGCCAGUCUCUCCGGGGAGCUUGUAGGCCCCGGGCGGCACGCACUGUGGCAGGGCCGGGCACUUCGGAUCCCCCCCGUGGGCCCUUCCAUCUUGCACUGUCGUGUGCUGCAUGUGGACUAUGCCCUCAAGGUCUUCGUGGACAUCCCGGGCACAUCCAAGCUGCUCCUGGAGCUGCCGCUGGUCAUCGGCACUGUUCCCCUGCACCCUUUCGGCAGCCGCUCGUCCAGUGUGGGCAGCCAUGCCAGCUUUCUGCUGGACUGGGGGCUAGGGGCCCUGCCAGAGCGGCCAGAGGCCCCUCCUGAGUACUCAGAGGUAGUAGAUGAUGUGGCAGCAGUGGGGCAGAGCCCCUUCCUACCACCUCAGGAUUUCGACAUGAGCCUCGAAGGCCCCUUCUUUGCCUAUAUCCAGGAGUUCCGCUACCGCCCACCGCCCUUGUACUCUGAGGAGGAUCCAAACCCCCCCUCGGAGGCCAUGAGGCCACGCUGCAUGACCUGCUGAGUGGAAGUGGAUACCUUGAGGAACGAGAUUGCCCAUAUACUUCCAGCCACUGUGGACAUGGGGAGUGGCUGGAUCAAGAGCAGACCAGCCCGACUGCACUGAAGUUGGGGAAACCAAGUCUUGGAACAGGGCAGGGCUGUUCUGAUAUCACACAGGACAGAAGGAGAACCAGUCUGGGAUCUGACUUAUCUGGACUGGGCCUCGUAAGGCAUCAGAUGCAGGAUCUGAGAGACCGUUCAAGCUGUCUGUGCUGGCCUGUGGGCGGGGUUGGGUGCCCCAGGGGCUUUCAGUCUGAAGAGACAAAGCCAGACAUAAAUACUUCCAGUCUUAUGGGACCAGAGGAAGGGUCUCAGGGCUGAGAGAAUCCAGAGAGGACACAGAGAAGACUUUCUAGAGGAAGGGGCAUUUUAGCUGAGGCUUUGGUGUAUGAAUAGGAGCUCAGCAGGCAGGCAAGCAAGAGGGAGGAGAAGUCGGAGAAUGUCGGAGCUGAGUGAUGGUUGGAGACUGCCCCGUUCAUCUUAGAAAUGGGGCUCAGAGGGCAAGGCGAGAGGGCCCAGGAAUGGGGCAUUUGGGGAAGAAGGUCAUGGGAGCCAUGUGGGGCCUGUGGGCUGCAGGUGCAGUGGCUCUAGUCUUUGAAGCCUCUGAAAGCCAGAGAUUCCUGCCCCAGGCUGGAAGUUCCUAGGGGCUCCUCCAGGUACUCCAGACACAGAGCUGCCUGGGUGCUAUAUGGCCUAGGUUCAGAGGGGAACGGACAAAGCCAGUUAUGUAACUUGCAAAUGAAAUCCUUGUUCAAGGAUUAUUAAGAAUUUUAAGAUAGUGACAGCAGAGCAUUCAACCAGGCGUUGGGGACAGAGGUCAUCCUGGGGUGACACAGCAGGGCCAGUGUGUUUCUGGAGACCCCUAUGUCCUGGAGAGACAAAGUGGGAAAGGGCAACUGGACAAGCCCCCAGUUGCAGAGUCCCAGCCUGGGACUCAGCAUUUCUAAUAAGCCUUAAAUUGUUCUCUUUUGUAUAAUUAUUUUUUUAAAAAUAAAAAUAUGGAGAAAGA
Pteropus alecto (black flying fox) is the source of this 2559-nucleotide messenger RNA. It is a transcript of the gene ARRDC2, whose product is annotated as arrestin domain containing 2. Lineage: Eukaryota; Metazoa; Chordata; Mammalia; Chiroptera; Pteropodidae. The transcript is spliced from 9 exons. The coding region runs from base 295 to 1512 and encodes 405 amino acids. Gene Ontology annotation, biological process: protein transport. Gene Ontology annotation, cellular component: cytoplasm; plasma membrane. The record is from RefSeq and is a predicted model, not a curated record.